This is a messenger RNA of Corylus avellana, 1592 nucleotides long. Its product is annotated as NAD(P)-binding Rossmann-fold superfamily protein. The record is from RefSeq and is a predicted model, not a curated record. Gene Ontology annotation, molecular function: oxidoreductase activity. NCBI's taxonomy places the organism in Eukaryota, Viridiplantae, Streptophyta, Magnoliopsida, Fagales, Betulaceae.
GGUCUCUAGAGUGGUCCAACUGCCUCUUUAGCUAAAAGGGUGGUCCGGCUACACCCGUCGGGGCCUCAAGUAAAUAGUUCGGCCAACCAAAUCACCCAUUUAGGUGCGGCUACCCUUUCACCGGCCUCCACUAAAGUCAACCCAAACCACUCUCUCUCUGUCUCUCUCUCUCUCAUUCUAUUAAUUUUGUCCUGCCAGCACGAUCCGGGCGGCAAUUCCAGAAAAAUAAUUAUUGAACAUCUGGUCCAAUCCAAGAAGCUGCAACUUGCAAUCUGUGCUCGUAUUGGUGGGUAUGGGGCACGUAGCUGUCCAUUUUUAAGGCUCUCUCCCACAUUCUUUUUUGGGGGAACUCAGCUAAAAGCUCAAAAAACAACACCAUCCCUUCUGUCUCACUCUCUCUCUCCCUGAAAACAUCCUUCUGUGGGAAAGUAUGUUCAGAAUUGGACAAAGCAAGAAUGUCUCAAUGUCAAGAACUUUGCUCGCUCAGAGCUUCUACAGGUUAUUGUCAAGCCAGACUGGAAGCAAGCUAGAAGGAAAGGUAGCAUUAAUAACUGGAGCAGCGAGUGGCAUAGGAAAGGCAACUGCAACAAAAUUUAUCAACAAUGGUGCCAAAGUUGUUAUUGCUGACAUCCAACAACAACUUGGCCAAGAAACUGUGGAAGAGCUUGGACCUAAUGCUACUUUUGUCGCCUGUGAUGUCACUAAAGAGUCUGACAUAUCCAAUGCAGUUAAUUUUACCAUCUCUAAGCACAACCAACUUGAUAUCAUGUACAACAAUGCAGGGGUGCCCUGCAAGACUCCCCCAAGCAUCGUGGACCUUGACCUGGCAGUGUUCGAUAAAGUCAUGGACAUCAAUGUCCGGGGAGUCGUGGCUGGGGUCAAACAUGCAUCACGUGUGAUGAUCCCACGUCGAACUGGCUCAAUCCUCUGUACAGCUAGUGUCACUGGACUGAUGGGGGGACUAUCACAGCACACAUAUUCUGUGUCUAAGUCUGCUGUUAUAGGCAUUGUUAAGUCUGUGGCUGCAGAGUUAUGCAAGUAUGGAAUCCGGGUGAAUUGCAUAUCACCAUUUGCCAUUCCAACUCAAUUUGUAAUGGACGAAAUGAGUCAGAUUUAUCCUGGUGUUGAUGAUCAACGGCUUCUGGAAAUGGUUAAUAAUGCUGGUGUCUUGAAGGGAGCCAACUGUGAACCCAACGAUGUAGCUAAUGCUGCACUCUAUCUUGUGUCUGAUGAUGCCAAGUAUGUUAGUGGGCAUAAUUUGGUGGUAGAUGGAGGCUUUUCAUCUUUUAAAAGUUUGGGGUUCCCUGCGCCAGAUGAAGUACACUAAAAGUUUUGUUGUUCAAUUAUACUUUGGGAUGUUAAAAAGUACAAAAGCAAGUUUUGCCAGUAUGAAGAAGGAAAGGAUAUGAAUGUAUCGAUAUCCAUUUUCUUCAUUCUUGAGUGAGUCUGUUUUACAAGUUCAAGCAUUCUACCUUUAGAGUAUAUUUAUUCAUGCCUGGCCUUUGAGGUCACUUUGAAGAGAUGAUUGAAAGUCAAUUCCCUAAAAGCAUGAAGAAAUGGCCAUCAAAAUAUAAAAGGAGAAAUUUGGCAGC